AUGGAAGAAGAACCCCCGAGCAACGAGGAGGCUUUGUACGUAGCGUGGUUCGGCCGCGCUGGGCGCAAUCGUGAGUCCCAGGAUGCGGUGGCGGAGCUGGCGGCGGAAUUGCGGCGGGCCUACAUGGUGAAGGGCCUGCAGGGCCAGUUGGAGGAGCGGCAGGUCCAAAGGUACGCUGAGCACGUGCGCGAGCGCGCAGGCGCCGAGUCGGCGCGACGCCAGGAGCGGGAAGAGGCGUUGGAAGAGGAUCGGCGAUGCCGCGCGGAGAUCCUGCGGAAAUGCGAGGAGUACCGGCAGCAGCUGGAUGUGCAGUUGACACGCAAGGAAGAGGAAAGGCGGGUCCACAUGGAAGAGGCUCGAGAGUAUAGAAGGUUCUUGGAGGAAGCUGACCGGACGCUGGAGGAGGAAGAGCGCUCGAGGGCGCUGGAGAAGAAGUGCGAGCUUGUGAAAAGCACGAAGCGCGAGCGGCUGAUCUUCGAGGAGAUGCGGGAGAUCCGUCGGCAAUUGGAACGUGAAACCGACGAGAAGGAACGGCAGCGGGAUCUGGAGUACCUGAGGGAGACAGAGGAGAGAUCGAAGGAGAUGAACAGGCUACGACGGGAGCAGGCGGAGAGGCGCGAGCAUGUUCUCCUGGAAACGACGAGGAUGAUGCUGGACGCUGAGAUCCGCAAGCGGGAGCGAGAGGAGCGACUGAUCGAUCUCGUGGCGGAGGAGAUCAGAUGCGAACUCGCGAUCCGGGAGAUCGAGGAAGCGAUGCGCAGGAAGAAGAUGCAGCAGGAGCUCGCGACCACACUGCGGGAACAGAUAGUUUUCACGGAGCAGUGCAAGCAGCGUUACGUGGAGGAGGAUCGUGCCUGGGCCGAGGAAGUCAUGAAGAAGAUUAUGGAGGACGAGAAGGUGACGAGAUUCACCGCGGAGGCGAGGAGGAGACUGAGGCUGCAGCACCGGGAGGACCUGGAGAACCUGAUCGCGCAUCGCCGCAGGAUUCGCGAGGAGGAGAUCGCUAAGAUCGAGGAGAUCGCCGAGAAGGAACGGAGGUUGAAGAUAGCCGAGGCGGAACGCGCGAGGGAGGAAAGAAAACGCCUGUUGACGAAACACGCCAAUGUCGCGAACUUCGUGAACAGAGCGACUCUCACACCUGACGAGCAAGAGAUCCUAGCCGAGUUGUCGAAGGACACUGAAGACGCUGAGAAUGUUGGUGAUAUCGAAGUGCCAGCGGAGGUGAAAGAUUGA
Molecule: messenger RNA, 1233 nt
Organism: Ooceraea biroi (clonal raider ant)
Lineage: Eukaryota; Metazoa; Arthropoda; Insecta; Hymenoptera; Formicidae
Product: caldesmon
Biological process (GO): cilium organization
Cellular component (GO): motile cilium
Source: RefSeq, a predicted model, not a curated record